Messenger RNA from Mandrillus leucophaeus (drill), 3070 nucleotides. RefSeq names its product ATPase, Na+/K+ transporting, alpha 3 polypeptide (gene ATP1A3). Gene Ontology annotation, biological process: intracellular potassium ion homeostasis; intracellular sodium ion homeostasis; potassium ion import across plasma membrane. The transcript is spliced from 20 exons. The record is from RefSeq and is a predicted model, not a curated record. Gene Ontology annotation, molecular function: ATP binding; ATP hydrolysis activity; P-type sodium:potassium-exchanging transporter activity. Gene Ontology annotation, cellular component: membrane. Lineage: Eukaryota; Metazoa; Chordata; Mammalia; Primates; Cercopithecidae.
GUGUACAGCCCCUCAUGUAGAGGAGCAGGCAUGGGAGGCUGGGAGGAGGAGAGGAACAGGAGAGCCAAGGACAAGAAAGAUGACAAGGACUCACCCAAGAAGAACAAGGGCAAGGAGCGCCGGGACCUGGAUGACCUCAAGAAGGAGGUGGCUAUGACAGAGCACAAGAUGUCAGUGGAAGAGGUCUGCCGGAAGUACAACACAGACUGUGUGCAGGGUUUGACCCACAGCAAAGCCCAGGAGAUCCUGGCCCGGGACGGGCCGAACGCACUCACGCCACCGCCUACCACCCCAGAGUGGGUCAAGUUUUGCCGGCAGCUCUUCGGGGGCUUCUCCAUCCUGCUGUGGAUUGGGGCCAUCCUCUGCUUCCUGGCCUACGGUAUCCAGGCAGGCACCGAGGAUGACCCCUCUGGUGACAACCUGUACCUGGGCAUCGUGCUGGCGGCCGUGGUGAUCAUCACUGGCUGCUUCUCGUACUACCAGGAGGCCAAGAGCUCCAAGAUCAUGGAGUCCUUCAAGAACAUGGUGCCGCAGCAAGCCCUGGUGAUCCGGGAAGGUGAGAAGAUGCAGGUGAACGCUGAGGAGGUGGUGGUCGGGGACCUGGUGGAGAUCAAGGGCGGAGACCGAGUGCCAGCUGACCUGCGGAUCAUCUCAGCCCACGGCUGCAAGGUGUGUCUGACGCUGACUGCCAAGCGCAUGGCCCGGAAGAACUGCCUGGUGAAGAACUUGGAGGCUGUAGAAACCCUGGGCUCCACGUCCACCAUCUGCUCGGACAAGACAGGGACCCUCACUCAGAACCGCAUGACGGUCGCCCACAUGUGGUUUGACAACCAGAUCCACGAGGCUGACACCACUGAGGACCAGUCAGGAACCUCAUUCGACAAGAGCUCACACACCUGGGUGGCCCUGUCUCACAUCGCCGGGCUCUGCAAUCGUGCUGUCUUCAAGGGUGGUCAGGACAACAUCCCUGUGCUCAAGAGGGAUGUGGCCGGGGAUGCCUCUGAGUCUGCCCUGCUCAAGUGCAUCGAGCUGUCCUCUGGCUCCGUGAAGCUGAUGCGUGAACGCAACAAGAAAGUGGCUGAGAUUCCCUUCAAUUCCACCAACAAAUACCAGCUCUCCAUCCAUGAGACCGAGGACCCCAAUGACAACCGAUACCUCCUGGUGAUGAAGGGUGCCCCCGAGCGCAUCCUGGACCGCUGCUCCACCAUCCUGCUGCAGGGCAAGGAGCAGCCUCUGGAUGAGGAGAUGAAGGAGGCCUUCCAGAACGCCUACCUCGAGCUCGGCGGCCUGGGCGAGCGCGUGCUUGGUUUCUGCCAUUAUUACCUGCCCGAGGAGCAGUUCCCCAAGGGCUUUGCCUUCGACUGUGAUGACGUGAACUUCACCACAGACAACCUCUGCUUUGUGGGCCUCAUGUCCAUGAUUGACCCGCCCCGGGCAGCCGUCCCUGACGCGGUGGGCAAGUGUCGCAGCGCAGGCAUCAAGGUCAUCAUGGUCACCGGCGAUCACCCCAUCACGGCCAAGGCCAUUGCAAAGGGCGUGGGCAUCAUCUCUGAGGGCAACGAGACUGUGGAGGACAUCGCCGCCCGUCUCAACAUUCCCGUCAGCCAGGUUAACCCCCGGUGAGCCACCCAUCCCAACCAGGACCCUGGACAUCCCUCUAGGGUGUUGACACAGGGGCACUGCCUCCCUGCAAUUUCCCACUGCACUGCCCGGAGGAGACUCUGGGGCCUGGCCUCUGGGUGUCAUCCUUACCCUCUCUCCCUCCAGGGUGCAAUUGUGGCUGUGACCGGGGAUGGUGUGAACGACUCCCCCGCUCUGAAGAAGGCCGACAUUGGGGUGGCCAUGGGCAUUGCUGGCUCUGAUGUCUCCAAGCAGGCAGCCGACAUGAUCCUAUUGGACGACAACUUUGCCUCCAUUGUCACGGGGGUAGAGGAGGGCCGCCUGAUCUUCGACAACCUGAAGAAGUCCAUCGCCUACACCCUGACCAGCAACAUCCCAGAGAUCACGCCCUUCCUGCUGUUCAUCAUGGCCAACAUCCCGCUGCCCCUGGGCACCAUCACCAUCCUCUGCAUCGACCUGGGCACCGACAUGGUCCCUGCCAUCUCACUGGCAUACGAGGCUGCUGAAAGUGACAUCAUGAAGAGACAGCCCAGGAACCCACGGACGGACAAGUUGGUCAAUGAGAGACUCAUCAGCAUGGCCUAUGGGCAGAUCGGAAUGAUCCAGGCUCUCGGUGGUUUCUUCUCUUACUUUGUGAUCCUGGCAGAAAAUGGCUUCUUGCCUGGCAACCUGGUGGGCAUCCGGCUAAACUGGGAUGACCGCACUGUCAACGACCUGGAGGACAGUUACGGGCAGCAGUGGACAUACGAGCAGAGGAAGGUGGUGGAGUUCACCUGCCACACAGCCUUCUUUGUGAGCAUCGUAGUCGUCCAGUGGGCAGAUCUGAUCAUCUGCAAGACCCGGAGGAACUCGGUCUUCCAGCAGGGCAUGAAGAACAAGAUCCUGAUCUUCGGGCUGUUUGAGGAGACGGCCCUGGCUGCCUUCCUGUCCUACUGUCCCGGCAUGGAUGUGGCCCUGCGCAUGUACCCUCUCAAGCCCAGCUGGUGGUUCUGUGCCUUCCCCUACAGUUUCCUCAUCUUCGUCUACGACGAAAUCCGCAAACUCAUCCUGCGCAGGAACCCAGGGGGUUGGGUGGAGAAGGAAACCUACUACUGACCUCAGCCCCACCACAUCGCCCGUCUCUUCCCUGUCCCCCAAGCCCAGGACCGCCCCUGCCAGUCCCCCCCAUUUUGUAUUCUGCGGGGAGGAGCCCUCUCUCCCCAUGGCCCCACCUUGGCCCCCACCCCCUCCACUAUCUCCUGACACCCCUACUCUGGCUGGCUUCUCUCCCCUGCCCCCUGCCUCUCUCCUCUCUCUUUUCUGUGUCAGUUUCUCUCCCUUUCCUCACCCCUCUAUCCGUUCCUCCGGCCCCAGCCACCUCCCUGGGCUCUUUUUUACUCCCUUUCAGCCCCUCGGCUGAUGCUGUCUCUGGUUCUGGACAAUUAUCAAAUAUAUCAGUGGGGAGAGAGAA